UGAAAAUAUUGUAACAGAAGAAGAUACUACAACAAAAACAUUGUACAGAACUCAAGUUCCUUUUUGUCUGUCCUCGAGGCCAGGCAAUAGGCAUCACCGCCUGCGUCACUAUGGAAGUUUCUGGUACACGCUCAUUUUCAAAACCAUAGUCAUCCGCUUUACUAUAUAAAUCCCCUCUCACCCUCUCUGUUUUACCCAUCAUAUACACCCAUAUCUCUUCUAUAUCAUUUCAUACUCUCAUCUAUUUGUUUGGAAAUGGCCAAAUCAUCCGAAACUGAACACCCUGUCAAGGCUUUUGGCUGGGCUGCCAGGGACACUUCUGGACUUCUUUCUCCCUUCAAAUUUUCAAGAAGGGAGACAGGGGAGAAGGAUGUGAGGUUGAAAGUGUUGUACUGCGGAAUUUGUCAUUCCGAUCUUCACAUGAUCAAGAAUGAAUGGGGAAUCACAAGCUACCCUGUUGUUCCAGGGCAUGAAAUUGUUGGUGUGGUAACUGAAGUCGGGAGCAAAGUUGAGAAGGUUAAGGUUGGAGAUAAUGUUGGAAUAGGGUGCUUAGUUGGAUCUUGUGGUUCUUGUGAAAGUUGCUGUGAUGAUUUGGAGAAUCACUGUGCAAAGCAAGUACUGACUUAUGGUUCUCCAUAUUUUGAUGGAACCAUGACACACGGAGGAUAUUCUGAAUCUAUGGUUGCAGAUGAGCGCUUCAUUGUUCGUUGGCCAGAGAAUUUGCCACUUGAUUCUGGUGCUCCUCUACUAUGUGCUGGGAUUACCACAUAUAGUCCCCUCAAAUACUUUGCACUCGACAAGCCUGGCACUAAGGUUGGUGUUGUAGGCUUAGGUGGGCUAGGCCAUCUGGCUGUAAAGUUGGCAAAAGCUUUUGGCGCUCAUGUUACUGUAAUAAGUACUUCUGAAAGCAAAAAGAAGGAAGCACUGGAAAAACUCGGUGCAGAUUCCUUUUUGAUAAGUCGUGAUCCAGAACAAUUGCAGGGUGCGAUGAGCUCACUUGAUGGUAUUAUUGAUACUGUAUCUGCUACUCACGCUGUUGCUCCACUGCUUGGGUUAUUAAAGCCUAAUGGAAAGCUUGUCAUGGUUGGUGGACCUGAAAAGCCACUUGAGGUGCCAGUGUUUCCUUUGCUUAUGGGGAGGAAGAUUCUUGCUGGCUCUAACAUUGGUGGACUGAAGGAAACACAAGAAAUGCUUGAUUUUGCAGCGAAGCACAACAUAACAGCUGAUGUUGAAGUUAUUUCAAUGGACUAUGUGAACACUGCAAUGGAGAGACUUCUGAAGUCUGAUGUUCGAUACAGGUUUGUCAUCGACGUUGCCAAUACCUUGAAGAUGGAGUGAAGUUUUGGAAGGAGUUCAUUUUUCUUUUGAAACCAUUAUCUUGUGUUUGAUAUUUAUGUUAUUUUGUUAGUGAAAUUGUAUUCUCAGAAUAAGAACAAGAUAAUCUUUAAUGUAUCCCUGAAAUCCUGUAUCAGAUUCUGCAUAUUGUAUUAGAAAUUCAGCUUUAAAUAUAUAAACUCAAAUUCAACUUA
Messenger RNA from Daucus carota subsp. sativus, 1529 nucleotides. RefSeq names its product mannitol dehydrogenase. The transcript has 5 exons. The coding region runs from base 256 to 1338 and encodes 360 amino acids. The record is from RefSeq and is a predicted model, not a curated record. Gene Ontology annotation, biological process: lignin biosynthetic process. Gene Ontology annotation, molecular function: cinnamyl-alcohol dehydrogenase activity; zinc ion binding. Lineage: Eukaryota; Viridiplantae; Streptophyta; Magnoliopsida; Apiales; Apiaceae.